Messenger RNA from Sebastes umbrosus (honeycomb rockfish), 9521 nucleotides. RefSeq lists its product as uncharacterized. The transcript has 16 exons. Bases 143 to 8482 code for a protein of 2779 amino acids. Gene Ontology annotation, molecular function: GTP binding. The record is from RefSeq and is a predicted model, not a curated record. NCBI's taxonomy places the organism in Eukaryota, Metazoa, Chordata, Actinopteri, Perciformes, Sebastidae.
CUUCGUGUUGUUUCUUGUCCUGCUCUGAUGUCGCAGCAGAAGCUUCAGCUGGACUGUUGGUGACGCAGAGCUCUUUGACUUCAGCAGACAGCAACACUGACACAAGUGAAUUCUUCUCUGAUGUUUCCAGCAGAGUGACAUCAUGGCGACUGCAUCACCUGUGUCGGAUGAUCUGCAACCUGGGAAGCGGAGCAGCAGCUCCGAAUGGCUGCCACCUGACAAUGAUGAUGAUGAUUUAAAUAAACCGAAGCGCAGAAGCAGCCCUGACUUCAACCGACCUGACAUGUCAGAUGAUCUGCCACCUCUGAAGCGGAGCAGCAGCUUCGAAUGGCUGUCACCUAACAUGUCUGAGCUGAGGGUUGUUCUGCUGGGGAACAGCUGGUCUGAGAGGAGUUCAGUGGGGAACUUCAUACUGGGAGAGAAUAAGUUCAACACUGAGCAAGAACCAGACUGCUGUCUGAGAGUCAGAGGACAGCUGAAGGAGAAAGAAAUAGCUGUCAUCAACACUCCAGAUCUGCUGCUUCCUGACAUCUCUGAAAACAAACUGACAGAGUUUCUUAAAGACUGUGCGAGUCUCUCUGAUCCUGGACCUCAUGUGUUCCUGCUGGUUCUACAACCUGAAGACUUCAUUGAGGAACAAAAAGUGAAGCUCUGCAGAGUCCUCGAAAAGUUCAGUGAUCGAUCGUUUAAUCAUUUACUGGUUCUGAUAUCAACACCCAGACAGGAGAGUCCAGGUUUAAUGGAAAAAUACAUGGAACGUCCUCCAUUAAAAGACAUGAUCAGAAAAUGUCGAUACAGAUACUUGAAGCGGAAGAACCUCGAACUUCCAGAGCUGUUAACACGUUUGGGUCAAACUGCAAAGGAGAACAGCGGAGAUCAUGUGAGCUAUGAAGCAUUUGAGGACACAACGUCUACUUUACCAGGUGAUCACCAAAUCCCAAAACAAAAGGAAACACACACUUCUCUCGCAGAUGUUAAAGCUACUGGGCUGAAUUUAGUUAAAAAAGUCAGCGAACUCAACCUCUCAGUGAAAAUCCCUGUGACUCACGCACCUGGAUUCAGGAUUGUGCAGCUGGGAAAAAGUGAAGACAAACAGACAAGACUUGGUAACUUCAUCAUCGGGGACAAAGGUUUUAAAUUCCCAAGAUUUUCCCCAACCAGGCAAUGUGUGGCCACCUACGGAGAGUGGAGAGGAAGCCCAGUAACAGUAGUGAAAACUCCAGACAUGUUCAGCCUGUCUGAGGAGACCAUGAGAAGAGAGAUGGAGAACUGUGUGGCUCUUUGUCAUCCUGGACCAAAUGUCCUGCUGCUGUUAGUGAAGCCUUCUGAUUUCACAGAGAAGAACAGACAAACACUGAAGUCCAUCCUGAGUUUGUUUGGUCAAGAUGCUUUUAAACACUCGAUGGUCAUCGUGACACGUGAUAGGGGUGAAAUGAGCGUCGCUGUUAAUGAUCUCCUUAAAGACUGUGGAGGAAGAUACUACAGCUCGUUUGAAGAGAACCACAGAGUGUUAAUGGAGAGGAUUGAAAACAUUGUGCAUGAAAACAAAGGAACCUUCCUCACCUUCACUGAAGAGAUCAUCAGACCAAAGUCUGGACACAUGAAACCAGCUGUAAACCUGGUUCUGUGUGGGAGGAGAGGAGCAGGAAAGUCUUCAGCAGCCAAGGUCAUUUUAGGUCAGACAGAGCUUCAUCCAGUCUCCAGCUCAUCAGAGUGUGUUAAACAUCAGGGAGAGGUGUGUGGACGUCGGGUUUCUCUAGUGGAGCUUCCUGCCUUGUAUGGAAAACCUCAGGAGGCAGUGAUGGAGGAAUCAUUCAGGUGUAUCUCCCUCUGUGAUCCUGAGGGCGUCCAUGCCUUCAUCCUGGUCCUACCUGUGGAUCCCCUCACUGUUGAAGACAAGGGAGAGUUAAAGACCAUCCAGAACACAUUCAGCUCUCCAGUCAAUGACUUCACCAUGAUUCUGUUCACUGUGGAGUCAGAUCCUACAGCUCCAGAUGUUGUUAACUUCCUGAAGGAAAACAAGGAGAUCCAGGAGCUCUGUCAGAGCUGUGGAGGAAGAUAUGUUGUUCUCAACAUCAAGGACCAGCAGCAGAUCACAGAGCUGUUGAAAGAUGUGGAAAACAAUAGUCAAUCUAAAAAUAAACCAUACUGCUAUACAACGGAAACAUUUGCUCGUGCACAAAUGGAAAAGGUCUUACAACAAGAGAAACACAUCAACAUCCAACAAGGUGAACUUGAGAGGCUGAAAAAGAAGAAUGAGAUUACGUGUGAUGAUGAGAAACAGAGCCCAGAGUGUCUCAGGAUUGUGCUGAUAGGGAAGACUGGCUGUGGAAAGAGCUCUACAGGAAACACCAUUCUAGGAAGAAAGGCAUUUGUAGCCGAAUCAAGCCAAACAUCAGUCACCAAACUUUGUCAGAAAGAACAGACUGAAGUGAACGGUCGUCCUGUUGUUGUGGUCGACACUCCUGGUCUGUUUGACACAACUUUGUCCCAUGAAGAGGUUCAAGAGGAGAUGUUAAAGUGCAUCAGUCUUCUGGCUCCAGGACCACAUGUCUUCCUGUUGGUGUUAAACAUUGGCAGACUCACACCAGAGGAGAAGGAGACAUUAAAACUCGUCAAGGAAGGCUUUGGGACGAAUUCAGAAAAGUUCACCAUCAUUCUUUUCACAAGAGGAGAUACACUGGAGCAUGAGGAGCAGUCGAUUGAUGAGUACAUUGAAAAGAAAUGUAAUGAUUCCUUUAAGAAGCUGGUUGCUGACUGUGGAGGAAGAUACCAUGUGUUCAAUAACCGUGAUAAAGAAAACCGCACACAAGUCAGUGAACUGAUAACCAAGAUUGACAACAUGGUGAAGACAAAUGGAGGCAGCUGCUACACCAAUGAGAUGCUGCAAGAGGCCGAGGCAGCUAUAAAGAAGGAAGUGGAGAAGAUCCUGAAGGAGAAGGAAGAAGAGAUGGAGAGAGAGAGGGAGGAACUUGGAAGAAAACACGAGGAAGAAAUGCAAGAAAUGAAAAGAAGAAUAGAAGAACAGAGAGCAGAAACUGAAAAGGAGAGAAAACAGAGAGAAAAACAACUUGAAGAAAAGGAGGAAAACAUAAAGAAGGAACGUGAGAAGACAAAGAGAGAACAGGAAAUGAGAGAAAAAGAGGACAGGAAGAGAAAACAACAAGAAGAAAAUCAACAACAGAAGUGGGAACAAAAACUUGAAAGUUUGGAGCAAAAAAUAAGAUCGGAGUCAGAAUCAAAGGAAACCAUUGACAGAAAGUUGGAGGAGAGCAGAGAACAGAUGAGAAAAGAACGAGAGAACCUGGAGAAAACACAAAAAGAAAUGUGGCACAAACGACAUCAAGAAGAUGAACAGAGACGACAAGAGGAGCAAACAAGAUUAAGAAAGCUCGAAGAAGAAUUCAAACAUGAAAGAGAAAUAUAUGAAAAGAAAAGAAAGGAAGAGGACCGAAUCAGAAGGGAACAAGAGGAAAAAGCGAAAAAAGACAUCGAGGAAAAUCAUAAGAAAAAAAUUGAGAAUCUGAAGAAGGAGUAUGAAGAUGACGCCAGAGAGAAGGCUGAAGAGUUCAAUGAUUUUAAAGAGAAACACAAAAAUGAUUUCACAGCUCAGAAGCAAGAGCAUGAGAAACAAAUGAAAGUCACAGGUGACAUGGCAUAUAACAUCUUAGAGGCACUUGCAGAAAGCAAUGUUGAAGAGAUAGAGAGAAAACAGAGAGAAAUAUCUGACCUUGUGAAGUGUGUGACCAAAAACAGCACAAAUCUUGAUCAAAUCAAUGAGUUGCUGAAAACACACAAAGAGGAAAUGGAGAAGGUAGAAAAGGAGGAGGAAAAGAGAAUCCUGCUGAACAAACAUGAAAAUCAAUUAUGUAAGUUGAUUCAGAAACUUCUGAAUGAAGUUGACGAACCCAGUAAGUGUUCCAUCUUGUCGGAUGAUCUGCAACCUGGGAAGCGGAGCAGCAGCUCCGAAUGGCUGCCACCUGACAGUGAUGAUGAGAAGCAGAGCCCAGAGUGUCUCAGGAUUGUGCUGAUAGGGAAGACUGGCUGUGGAAAGAGCUCUUCAGGAAACACCAUUCUAGGAAGAAAGGCGUUUGAAGCCAAAUCAAGCCAAACGUCAGUCACCAAACUUUGUCAGAAAGAACAGACUGAAGUGAACGGUCGUCCUGUUGUUGUGGUCGACACUCUCGGUCUGUUUGACACAACUUUGUCCCAUGAAGAGGUUCAAGAGGAGAUGUUAAAGUGCAUCAGUCUUCUGGCUCCAGGACCACAUGUCUUCCUGCUGGUGUUACAAAUUGGCAGACUCACACCAGAGGAGAAGAAGACAUUAAAAUUCAUCAAGAAAGGCUUUGGGGCAAAUUCAGAAAAGUUCACCAUCAUUCUUUUCACACAUGGAGAUAACCUGGAGGAUGAGGAGCAGUCGAUUGAUGAGUACAUUAAAAAGAAAUGUGAUGAUUCCUUUAAGAGGCUGGUUGCUGACUGUGGAGGAAGAUACCAUGUGUUCAAUAACUAUGAUAAACAAAACUGCACACAAGUCAGUGAACUGAUAACCAAGAUUGACAACAUGGUGAAGACAAAUGGAGGCAGCUGCUUCACCAAUGAGAUGCUGCAAGAGGCCGAGGCAGCUAUAAAGAAGGAAGUGGAGAGGAUCCUGAAGGAGAAGGAAGAAGAGAUGGAGAGAGAGAGGGAGGAACUUGGAAGAAAACACGAGGAAGAAAUGCAAGAAAUGAAAAGAAGAAUAGAAGAACAGAGAGCAGAAACUGAAAAGGAGAGAAAACUGAGAGAAAAACAACUUGAAGAAAAGGAGGAAAACAUAAAGAAGGAACAUGAGAAGAGAAAGAAAGAACAGGAAAUGAGAGAAGAAGAGGACAGGAAGAGAAAACAACAAGAAGAAAUUCAACGACAGAAGUGGGAACAAAAACUUGAAAGUUUGGAGCAAAAAAUAAGAUCGGAGUCAGAAUCAAAGGAAACCAGUGACAGAAAGCUGAAUGAGACCAGAGAAGAGAUGAGACAAGAACGAGAGAACUGGGGGAAAACACGAAAAGAAUUGUGGGACAAACGACAUCAAGAAGAUGAACAGAGACGACAAGAGGAGCAAACAAGAUUAAGAAAGCUUCAAGAAGAAUACAAACAGGAAAGAGAAACAUAUGAAAAGAAAAGAAAGGAAGAGGACCGAAUCAGAAGGGAAAAAGAAAAAAAAGAGAAAAAAGACAUCGAGGAGGAUCAUAAGAAAGAAAUUGAGAAUCUGAAGAAGGAGUAUGAAGAUGACGCCAGAGAGAAGGCUGAAGAGUUCAAUGAAUUUAAAGAGAAACACAAAAAUGAUUUCACAGCUCAGAUGCAAAAGACAAAGGAAAAACAGAGAGAAAUAUAUGACCUUGUGAAGUGUGUGACCAAAGACAGAACAAAUAUUAAUAAAAUCAAUGAGUUGCUGAAAACACACAAAGAAGAAAUGGAGAAGGUAGAAAAGGAGGAGGAAAAGGAAACCCUGCUGAACAAACAUGAAGAUCAAUUAAGUGAGUUGACGCAGAAACUUCUGAAUAAAGUUGACGAACCAGGUUGGUGUUCCAUCUUAUUGUCAGAUUAUCUGCAACCUGGGAAGCGGAGCAGCAGCUACGAAAGGUUGCAACCUCACACAUGUCAACUCAGGAUUGUGAUGUUUGGAAAAAAGGACAAAAAGACAAUGCUGUGCAACUUCAUCGCUCAGAGAAAAAUAACCAAGCAAUGUGAGGUUGCCGAUGGACAGUGGAGAGGAAAUCCUCUAACAUUGGUGAAAACUCAGAACAUCUUCAGUCUGUCUGUGGAAGCAGUCACAGAAGAGAUAAAGAAGUGCAUCAGUCUUUGUCGUCCUGGACCAAAUGUCCUCCUGCUGUUAGUGAAGCCUUCUGAGUUCACAGAGAAGAACAAACAAACACUGAAGUUCAUUCUGAGCUUGUUUGGUCAAGAUGCGUUUAAACACUCAAUGGUCAUCAGUACACAUGAGGGGAGUGAAAUGAGUGUCACUGUUCGUCAGCUCCUUAAAGACUGUGGAGGAAGACACUACAGCGUGGUCGAAAUGAACCACACACUGUUAAUGGAGAAGAUUGAAAACAUUGUGCGUGAAAACAAAGAAACCUUCCUCACCUUCACUGAAGAGAUCAUCAGACCAAAGUCUGGACACAUGAAACCAGCUGUAAACCUGGUUCUGUGUGGGAGGAGAGGAGCAGGGAAGACUUCAGCAGCCAAGGCCAUUUUAGGUCAGACAGAGCUUCAUCCAGUCUCCAGCUCAUCAGAGUGUGUUAAACAUCAGGGAGAGGUGUGGGGACGUCGGGUUUCUCUGGUGGAGCUUCCUGCCUUGUAUGGAAACCCUCAGGAGGCAGUGAUGGAGGAAUCAUUCAGGUGUAUCUCCCUCUGUGAUCCUGAGGGCGUCCAUGCCUUCAUCCUGGUCCUACCUGUGGGUCCCCUCACUGAUGAAGACAAGGGAGAGUUAAAGACCAUCCAGAACACAUUCAGCUCUCCAGUCAAUGACUUCACCAUGAUUCUGUUCACUGUGGAGUCAGAUCCUACAGCUCAAGAUGUUAACUUCCUGAAGGAAAGCAAGGAGAUCCAGGAGCUCUGUCAGAGUUGUGGAGGAAGAUAUGUUGUUCUCAACAUCAAGGACCAGCAGCAGAUCCCAGAGCUGUUGGAAGAUGUGGAAAACAAUAGUCAAUCUAAAAAUGAACCAUACUGCUAUACAACGGAAACAUUUGCUCGUGCACAAAUGGAAAAGGUCUUACAACAAGAGAAACACAUCAACAUGCAACAAGGUGAACUUGAGAGGCUGAAAAAGAAGAAUGAGAUAACGUGUGAUGAUGAGAAGCAGAGCCCAGAGUGUCUCAGGAUUGUGCUGAUAGGGAAGACUGGCUGUGGAAAGAGCUCUUCAGGAAACACCAUUCUAGGAAGAAAGGCGUUUGAAGCCAAAUCAAGCCAAACGUCAGUCACCAAACUUUGUCAGAAAGAACAGACUGAAGUGAACGGUCGUCCUGUUGUUGUGGUCGACACUCUCGGUCUGUUUGACACAACUUUGUCCCAUGAAGAGGUUCAUGAGGAGAUGUUAAAGUGCAUCAGUCUUCUGGCUCCAGGACCACAUGUCUUCCUGCUGGUGUUAAACAUUGGCAGACUCACACAAGAGGAGAAGGAGACAUUAAAACUCAUCAAGAAAGGCUUUGGGACAAAUUCAGAAAAGUUCACCAUCAUUCUUUUCACACAUGGAGAUAACCUGGAGGAUGAGGAGCGGUCGAUUGAUGAAUACAUUGAAAAGGAAUGUGAUGAUUCCUUUAAGAGGCUGGUUGUUGACUGUGGAGGAAGAUACCAUGUGUUCAAUAACCGUGAUAAAGAAAACUGCACACAAGUCAGUGAUCUGAUAACCAAGAUUGACAACAUGGUGAAGAAGAAUGGAGGCAGCUGCUACACCAAUGAGAUGCUGCAAGAGGCCGAGGCAGCUAUAAAGAAGGAAGUGGAGAGGAUCCUGAAGGAGAAGGAAGAAGAGAUGGAGAGAGAGAGGGAGGAACUUGGAAGAAAACACGAGGAAGAAAUGCAAGCAAUGAAAAGAAGAAUAGAAGAACAGAGAGCAGAAACUGAAAAGGAGAGAAAACAGAGAGAAAAACAACUUGAAGAAAAGGAAGAAAACAUAAAGAAGGAACAUGAGAAGACAAAGAGAGAACAGGAAAUGAGAGAAGAAGAGGACAAGAAGAGAAAACAACAAGAAGAAAAUCAACAACAGGAGUGGGAACAAAAACUUGAAAGUUUGGAGCAAAAAAUAAGAUCGGAGUCAGAAUCAAAGGAAAUCAUUGACAGAAAACUGAAGGAGACCAGAGAAGAGAUGAGAAAAGAACGAGAGAACUGGGAGAAAACACAAAAAGAAAUGUGGCACAAACGAUAUCAAGAAGAUGAACAGAGACGACAAGAGGAGCAAACAAGAUUAAGAAAACUUCAACAAGAAUACAAACAGGAAAGAGAAACAUAUGAAAAGGAAAGAAAUGAAGAGGACCGAAUCAGAAGGAAACAGGAGAAAAAAGAGAAAAAAGACAUCGAGGAGGAUCAUAAGAAAAAAAUUGAGAAUCUGAAGAAGGAGUAUGAAGAUGACGCCAGAGAGAAGGCUGAAGAGUUCAAUGAAUUUAAAGAGAAACACAAAAAUGAUUUCACAGCUCAGAAGCAAGAGCAUGAGAAACAAAUGAAAGACACAGGUGACAUGGCAUAUAACAUCUUAGAGGCACUUGCAGAAAGCAAUGUUGAAGAGAUAGAGAGAAAACAGAGAGAAAUAUCUGACCUUGUGAAGUGUGUGACCAAAAACAGCACAAAUCUUGAUCAAAUCAAUGAGUUGCUGAAAACACACAAAGAGGAAAUGGAGAAGGUAGAAAAGGAGGAGGAAAAGAGAAUCCUGCUGAACAAACAUGAAAAUCAAUUAUGUAAGUUGAUGCAGAAACUUCUGAAUGAAGUUGACGAACCCAGUAAGUGUUCCAUCUCAUGAGGCAUUUAAUGAUUUAGCCAUGCCAGCGGUUUGUAUUUACAGAUGGCGAUGUCAUCAGUCUGUCCACCACUUUGAUCCAGACUGAAAUAGCUCAACUAUUGGAUGGAUUGCCAUGAAAUACAGACAUUCAUGGUUCCCAGAGGAUGUUUUGAGAGAGAGAGAGAGAGAGAGAGAGAGAGAGAGAGAGAGAGAGAGAGAGAGAGAGAGGGAGAGAGAGGAUGUAUGUUUUGAGACAAAAGAAAAUCCAAUAAUAUUAGUUAGCAACCUCACUGCUAGAUGCCGCCAGAUGUUACACACUGUCCCUUUAAAGAAAGACUUCAACAGCUGUAAAUUCUGCUUGGUCUUUAGAGACGAUCUUUGUUUUCUUUUGAAAAUGAGAAAGAACAUGAUGUUGGUAAUGUAAGUGGAAUGAAAUGUUAAGAUGUCAUUCAACCUGUUUCUGUGCAACACCCAACUCACAAAUAUCACAGCAAAUAUUAAAUAUUAAGCAAACAUGAAUAUCAUAUAUAUGUUUUUGUUACAUGUCAAAUAAGAAUGGAUGCUUUAUAGCUUGAUAAGGCCUACAUCAAUUUAAGUCAUAAUUCAGAUGAAUCUUUUAAUUGUUCUUUCUUUGCUUACCAUUAUAAAAAAAUAAUAAUAAAGUGUUUUCCCUUUAAUUCAGUGUGGACUGAAUCUGAAACUUCUUUACUCACCUCUAUGUAUUUCUGUAUGUCCUUGAUCUCAGGAUACUACUGUUACUGAGGAUACUGUCAAAGUAUUCAGAGUAUAGCUAGUAUACUUGGAAUACUUGGCCAAUGUUCAAAAUAUCCAGGAAUGCUUCACAUGGACAAAUACAACAGUCUUAACAACCGCAACACAUUAUUCUGUACAGUUUAAAUAUGUUUGUCCACCUCCUGUAUAAUCACAUUGAUCAUCUUUCAGUUGAUGGUUCCUGUUAUAAUGUUUGUAUUGUUUUGUCCAGCAGAUGGAGCUCUAACAUCAAGUGUCAUAUCUGUUGGAGGUUUGAAAUAUUGUAGUAAUCUUUAUUUUGCUCACCACA